CCUCACUUCAAUACAACAUUGCAAUCAUUCCAACACUAUCAAUUCACUCCAUCGUCAUCAGGAUAAAACACGAGGUUCAGCAUGACGCAAAUCGGAAUCUUCCCCGCUUCUGGAGCCCUCGGCACCAGCACAUACACUCAUCUUCUCUCUCAAGUCCCGAACAACAAAGUCACGCUCAUCAACCGAUACCCCGAGAAAGUGCCCAAGAAAUACGUGGAGAAUGGAACUGCCGUUCGUCAGGCUUCUUACGAGUCUAGCGCCGAAGAGCUGGAGGCUGCCUUUGUAGGGAUCGAUGUCCUAUUCUUGAUCUCGUAUCCUAGCCAUGUUCACGAAUAUAGAACUAAGGUACACACUAAAGCACUUGAUGCAGCGGUCAAAGCUGGAGUAAAGCAUAUUUUCUACUCAUCACUUGGGUUUGCGUCGAUUAAUGAGAGCACUACCAAGGCUGAGGUCAUGGGUGCUCAUCUCGACAGUGAGGCGUAUCUGCGAAAGCUCGCGAGCGCCAACAACGAAAUCACGUGGACGAGUAUUCGCGAGGGUCUAUACAGCGAGUCAUUCCCUAUUUACACAUCAUUCCUCGACCUGAAGAGCCCUCCGUCCAACAUUCUCAUCCCCCAUGAUGGAAGUGGACCUGGCGUUAGCUGGGUCAAGAGAGAUGAACUCGGCGAAGCGACUGCACGUCUCAUCGCUUCGUACGCGAAAUCACCUUCAUCAUUCAAAUACACCAACCAGAUCGUCACUUUGACCGGUCCCAAAUCCUGGAAAUUGGCAGAGACGGUUGAAAUCCUAUCGCGCGCUGCAGGAAAAGACUUUAAGAUCCAAGAAAUCAGCGUAGACGAGUAUAUCAACCUCCCUCAAAUCAAAGAAUACUUCGGAACAGAGGAGAAAGCGAGGACGUGGGCUACAGCAUGGGACGCCAUCCGCGCUGGAGAAACAGCCGGUGUAACAAACACGAUGAAAGAGCUUUUAGGAAGAGAACCUGAAGAUUUUGAAAAGACUAUUGAGGAAUUGGCCAAGAAUCAGCGGUCAGGUUAGAAUUUCGGUGUUUGUUGAGGCUGAACGGUGAGCAAAUACGAAAGCUGAACUCUUAUGCAACGAUAGAUACAAUGCAUGAUGGUUCUAUUUUUAGCUGUGGAUAGUCUCUGUGUGACGUGGUCAACAAAUAGAUCAGCGCCUCAUUUGGAUUAGAGUUUAGCAAUGAAAUGAAUUCAUGCGACGCUGUUAUACCACCCACGAAAUGCGUUCUAGAAAAGUGUCAAAAAUUGAACAAAUAUCUCA
Messenger RNA from Fusarium odoratissimum NRRL 54006, 1278 nucleotides. RefSeq lists its product as uncharacterized. The record is from RefSeq and is a predicted model, not a curated record. The coding region runs from base 82 to 1035 and encodes 317 amino acids. NCBI's taxonomy places the organism in Eukaryota, Fungi, Ascomycota, Sordariomycetes, Hypocreales, Nectriaceae. The transcript has a single exon.